AUGACUACAAAACGUAUUACUCAAGAAUCCCUGAAAUUCCAGCGCGAGCCUCUGGAAGGAUGCUCAGCAAACCCCGUCAAUCAAGAUGAUCUUCACCACUGGGUGGCUACCAUCACUGGCCCUUCCGGAUCUCCUUAUGCUGGUAUAGUGUUUACCAUUAACGUCCGCUAUCCAGACGAUUAUCCUCACAACGCUCUUCGGAUUAUGUUCUCCACCCCAAUCUUCCACCCUAACGUGUCCCCACAAGGCAACGUACAGCUUGCUGAGUUGGAGAAGUCGCAGUGGUCGCCUGCGUUCACUAUACAGACUGUUCUUGUAUCUUUACAGGCGAUGCUGUCGGAUCCGAAUUUUGAAGAAGGCUGUGUGUUGAAUGAGAGCGCGGCUCGUUUGUUCUUGGAAGACUUUACUGGAUUUGAACGAAAAGCGCGACAAUUCGCUUUGACUCAUGCUGGUCAAGAAACGACUCUUCGUUGGGAGCGAUGA
Messenger RNA from Aureobasidium pullulans EXF-150, 483 nucleotides. RefSeq names its product UBC-like protein. Bases 1 to 483 code for a protein of 160 amino acids. The transcript has a single exon. Lineage: Eukaryota; Fungi; Ascomycota; Dothideomycetes; Dothideales; Saccotheciaceae. The record is from RefSeq and is a predicted model, not a curated record.